Cavenderia fasciculata is the source of this 1689-nucleotide messenger RNA. RefSeq lists its product as uncharacterized. The transcript has a single exon. Lineage: Eukaryota; Evosea; Eumycetozoa; Acytosteliales; Cavenderiaceae. The record is from RefSeq and is a predicted model, not a curated record. Bases 1 to 1689 code for a protein of 562 amino acids.
AUGAAAUUUCAAUCAAUUAUUUUAAUCCUAGUUGGAUUAUUAUUAGCUACAUCAUAUGCAAGUGAUAUCUCAUUCAAGACAAAUAUAAAUUGUCUUUCUGGUUGCAGCUUUUCAGAAGCUGGGAAUUGGGUUGGAGGUGUUGUACCAGGAGCAAACGACAAUGCAAUCAUUGAUAUGUCUACCAGUGGAUUCGCAACUACCCUCGUUCUUGUCACUGAUGCACUCAACGUCAAUCAACUCACAGUCAUUCGUAACAAUGGCAAGACUCUCUAUGUAGCUAUCACUGCCCCAGGCAAGCUUGAUAAUUUGGUCAUCGACGGUACCGCCACCGUAGACAUUGGCGACGGUCUCGCUGUCAUUAUCGGCAACUCUUUGUCUGUUGGUGCUGGCUCAAUCUUCUCGAUCGGUGUCAACUCUGCUAUCGUUGUCGCCAACGCCACCUUUGCUGCUUCCCAGUCCACCAUCACUCUCGCUGAUGGUGGUCUCUUGUCCACCGAAGGCAAUGCCAUCUUGAACGGCCAAAUCGCUGCCAACCCCACCUCUAACCUCGAAUUUAGCCAAAACGUCACUGUUUGGGGUUCUAUCACCGCCGGUGCUUUCAACUUUGCAGGAUCUGCAUUGGUUACCUACCCAGGCAGCGUCAAAGCCACAUCUAUGCUUCCAAAUGGCAACCUUACCAUUCAAGGAGGUGCUUCAGUCACUACUAGCGCAAUGCUCUGUGACGCCACGGUCUUUGUCAUCAGCGGCUCCGCCCUCAACAUUGACGGAGACUCUGACUCUAACACUGUCAUUGAUAAUGUCUUUACCGACUCUACAUCCAACGUCUACAUCUCGUCUGGUCAAUACACCUCUAUUAGAAACGUCGAAUCCUACGGAAACAUUACUGUCGACGGUGGCUCUGCCGCACUCACCAACGGUUUCAUUGCCAACUUGCGCCUCUAUCUCAACGCUGGCGUUGCCCAACCAGACAUCACCAUCCAAAACACCCAAGUUGGCGUCGUCGUCUGUGAAGCUGCUUCAUACGUCUACUUGAUCUGCGUCGACUAUUGCGAGAUUACCGAGAUCCAACAAGCCGACAACUUGCAAGUCGUCACCUCACCAGGUGGUGUCCUCAACUUUACCAAGUCUUUCGUUAGUCUCGGAUCAGGCUCGAGAAUCAUUGCCAGCUCCAAGUCUGUUGUCAUCUUUAACAACACCUAUGUCGAGACCAACGCCAUCUAUGUUGACACUGACUCGCAAGUCUAUAUCCAAAACUCCAACAUUAACGGCUCGUUCCUCAUCGACCACUCUACCAUCACUGUCUAUGGCCAAUCGUCAGUCAACUAUAUCGAAUUGACUGCCAGUGUCUUGAAUGUUGCUCAAGGUGUCUUGACCAUCACCACCGACCUCCUCGCCUUCCAAGGUUCCACCAUCAACGUCCUCCUCCAGUCACUCAUCACCGACCCAAGAUACACUCCCAUCAAGGUCAACGUCGACAUUAGCAUUUCACAAUCCAACGUUGUCGUUCAUUCCUCUGCCAAGACUGUUGCCCCAGGCAUCCUCUACUAUGUCAUGGUCACUCCAAAAUACAUCGACGUUCCAUUCACCAACUGUACCUUUUCUCCAGUACCAUCUUCACUCACCGCUCCAAACUUUAGCGAAACUUUAUACAAUGGUUUCAUCUAUUUAAUCUUUGCUUUCCAAAACUAA